GGCGGCCCUGACACCAUGGAGCCUGGUGACGCGGCGCGCCUCGGCCCGGGACGGGCGGCCCGGGCGCUGCCACCGCGGCUGCUGCUGCUGCCGCUGCUGCCGCUGCUGCUGGGUCGGGGGCUGCGCGCCGCGGCCUCGGCCUCCUCCUCUGGGGCGGCGGCCGAGGACAGCAGCGCCAUGGAGGAGCUCGCCACUGAGAAGGAGGCGGAGGAGAGCCACCGGCAAGACAGCGUGAGCUUGCUCACCUUCAUCCUGCUGCUCACGCUCACCAUCCUCACCAUCUGGCUCUUCAAGCACCGCCGGGUGCGCUUCCUGCACGAGACCGGGCUGGCCAUGAUCUACGGGCUCAUCGUUGGGGUGAUCCUGAGGUAUGGCACCCCUGCCACCAGUGGCCAUGACAAGUCACUCAGCUGUACUCAGGAAGACAGGGCUUUCAGCACCUUAUUAGUGAACGUCAGCGGGAAGUUCUUCGAAUACACACUGAAAGGAGAAAUCAGCCCUGGCAAGAUCAACAGCGUAGAGCAGAAUGACAUGCUGAGGAAGGUAACGUUUGAUCCAGAGGUCUUUUUCAACAUUCUUCUGCCUCCAAUUAUCUUCCAUGCCGGCUACAGUUUAAAGAAGAGACACUUCUUCAGAAAUCUCGGGUCUAUUCUGGCGUACGCUUUCUUGGGGACUGCAGUUUCCUGCUUCAUUAUUGGGAAUCUCAUGUACGGAGUGGUGAAGCUCAUGAAGAUAGUGGGGCAGCUCUCGGAUAAGUUCUACUACACAGAUUGUCUCUUCUUCGGAGCAAUAAUUUCUGCCACUGACCCAGUGACCGUACUGGCGAUAUUUAAUGAACUGCACGCAGACGUGGACCUCUACGCACUCCUGUUUGGAGAAAGCGUCCUAAAUGAUGCCGUUGCCAUCGUCCUGUCUUCGUCUAUUGUUGCCUAUCAGCCGGCUGGGCUCAACACUCAUGCCUUUGAUGCUGCUGCCUUUUUCAAAUCAGUUGGCAUCUUCCUGGGUAUAUUCAGUGGCUCUUUUACCAUGGGAGCCGUAACUGGCGUCGUGACGGCUCUCGUGACCAAGUUCACCAAGCUGCACUGCUUCCCCCUCCUGGAGACGGCGCUCUUCUUCCUGAUGUCCUGGAGCACGUUCCUUCUGGCGGAAGCCUGUGGCUUUACAGGCGUUGUGGCUGUCCUCUUCUGUGGAAUCACGCAGGCUCAUUACACCUACAACAAUCUGUCGGUGGAAUCAAGAAGUCGAACGAAGCAGCUCUUUGAGGUGUUACACUUCCUGGCAGAGAACUUCAUCUUCUCCUACAUGGGCCUGGCACUCUUUACCUUCCAGAAGCACGUUUUCAGCCCCAUUUUCAUCAUCGGAGCUUUUGUUGCCAUCUUCCUGGGCCGAGCUGCACACAUCUACCCACUCUCCUUCUUCCUCAACUUGGGCAGAAGGCAUAAGAUUGGCUGGAACUUUCAACACAUGAUGAUGUUUUCAGGCCUCAGGGGCGCGAUGGCAUUUGCGCUGGCCAUCCGUGACACGGCGUCCUACGCUCGCCAGAUGAUGUUCACGACCACCCUCCUCAUCGUCUUCUUCACCGUCUGGAUCAUUGGCGGAGGCACGACCCCCAUGUUGUCGUGGCUUAACAUAAGAGUUGGCGACGAGGAGGCCUCCGAAGAGGACCAGAACGAGCACCGCUGGCCAUACUUCAGAGUCGGUGUGGACCCAGAUCAAGACCUACCACCCAACAAUGACAGCUUUCAAGUCUUACAAGGGGACGGCCCAGACUCUGCCAGAGGGAACCGGACAAAGCAGGAGAGUGCAUGGCUCUUCAGGCUGUGGUACAGCUUUGACCACAAUUACUUGAAGCCCAUCCUCACGCACACUGGCCCCCCGUUAACCACCACACUCCCCGCCUGGUGUGGCCUACUCGCUCGGUGUCUGACCAGUCCCCAGGUAUACGACAACCAAGAACCGCUGAGAGAGGAAGACUCUGACUUCAUCCUCACUGAGGGUGACCUCACCUUGACCUACGGGGACAGCACAGUGACUGCAAAUGGCUCCUCAGGCUCCCACUCGGCCUCUGCAAGCCUUGAGGGCAGCCGGAGAACCAAGAGCAGCUCCGAGGAGGUGCUGGACCGAGCCCUGGGGAUAGGAGACCAGCCAGUUUUGAGCCGGGGCACGCGCCUAGUGUUCCCCCUGGAAAAUGCGUGACUCCCCCCUUCCCCACCCCAGAGCCUGCGGGGAUGGUGGGGUCGGCUCCCUGGCAGGGUGAGGACGGCUGCAAGCCCCAGGGUUGUUCAAGGCGGGGCACUGACUGAGCAGAACUAAUGCUUCUGUUUUCUUGAGGUCUGAAGCUAUCUUAACCUUUACAAUUUAACCCAAGAUGGUGGGGCUAAAGUGUCUCUAAAUCAAGACAGACGCAGACCCAUUCCCACUUUUUCACAUAGUAGUGUGCUGUUCAGAGUUAAACAAACAAAAUAGCAUGCUUUAAUGAUGUAACUCAUUCAGCUGCAGUAUCUGAACAAGGCGUGUGGCGGAGCGGGGGGGGGGGGGCAGUUGGAUUCCCCCCAGGAGAGGCUUCAGACCCGUUUACAGCAGUGCAAGCCUGGCUGGUGGCAGGAACCGCAAGGUGGAGGAGAGCAGGCUAGAAGAAAGGCAGCUGAGACUGCAUCUCCAAGGAUGACGGGAAGCCAGUGGUAAAUGGGACAGAACUCAAGAAGAAGCAAUUGGAGCGGAUGCCACAGGCACCGCAGGGUUGCGGGACUUCAAUAUCACGUCAGGCCUCUGGGCUCUUUGCGACCUGGCUUUCCUCUACACUCAAGAAUGGAAAUCUGUCUGUGAACAUUUGGACCUAGGGAAAGAAUUAGAAUGCCUUCUCUGGAAGCCUCCAUCCAGAAGAAGCUACCAAAAGCAAAACCAAAGGAAAAUCGCGUUACACUGUUGGGCUUUUCACAUUAAUCUGAGGACAGGAGAAACUGGUUAGAAACUGAUGAUGAAAAAUCAGUCUGUUCUUCAGGACCACCAUGCGAGCUGACUGCCUGGCAAAUGAUUCAGAGAGCCGAGAUACCUAUUGUGGGUUUAGGAACAACACCGAAAUUUGUGGGAUGCUUGUAUCUGGGGCAAAGAAAGCAAAAAGAAGACUUAGGAGGCAGUAGGCUAGUAGUCAGAGGACAGGGGGAAGAUCAUGCUGCAAACAAAAUUAACUGCAAAAACAAAAUACAAGCUCCUGUUCUAAAGACCGAGUAGACUUCAGUGGCCACGUGAGAAAUUAGAGGCAAGUCCAUGGAAAAUUAAGCAGUAUUCAGUCCGGUGGAAGGUUCCGUGUACUUUAAGAUGAAGUCUCCAGAUGUCUUGAAGUUGAACGCCAUGUAGAGAAGGGUCAUCAGCUUGGUAUCCGGGGAGGCUUGCACCAGCCGAAAGUGUGAGCGUGAUUUGAAAUUUAGGUUAUUUGAAAACCCGAUUUCUUUAAAAAAACAAUGCUUUCAUAAAAUGUGGGCAUUUGUCUUACUGUGGCUGACAACAUAGUGGCCCAGUCUAGUGCACCCGUAAACAAACCAUCCAUUUAAUCUUCUUAACUCAUGUUUUUAAUGGUUAAUAUUUAGAUAAGAUGUUACGCUUUGCAUUUUGAAUUGAUCGUCUGUGCAAACCAGGCAAAACUUAUUACCAGGUUGAGCCAUAUGAAAUUGCUGAUGUUGAACCAUUUGGAAAAAAAAACAACAAAUGGCAGUUUCAUACGGUUCAAUAUAAUGUAAUUAGAUGCUUUUUAUUCCCCCCCGUCCUUUCCGUCUACCCUAAAAUCCAUUUUGAUUUUUAUCAUGGGCUACCCAUGGGCUUUGUAAGCUUGAAAAAGAAGCCAACCCACAUAUCUGACCCCAUGAGGCUCAGAAUUACCUAGGCUAGUGAAGGACUUCAGAAAUCCUACGAGCCACAGCCAGAGAGACCGCUUUUUUAGAGCGCCCCUGCAUGGGAGGCCAUCUUGUCAUGGGGUCAGAGUGCGGAGAGCAGCUUACCAGGCUGGAGAUGUGCAUAUGUGCCAGAGCCCAGAGCCAGCACUGGUUUUAUUUACAGCAGAGCUCUCUUGGUAAUGACCAGUGAGGCCUAUACACUUGAAAGGUGAAGUGUGUGUGUGUGUGUGUGUGUGUGUGUGUGGUGUGUGUGUGUGUGUGUGUGUGUGUGUGUGUGUGUGUGUUAUUUGCAGAGAUGGAGGAGUAGGCUGGUGGCUCUUUGGUUGGGUCUUUAUAAAGCCUUGUUUAUCUCUUAUGUUGCUUACUUAUUUCAUUUUGGAGGGAGGAAGCUACCAGGAAAACCCUGAUAUGGUUCUUGAAAAUAGCCACCCUGGCUAUCUAGGGGCCCGCCCUGUCUUAAUAAACGUCAAGGCUUCAUUGUCAUUAAUGGUUUUCCAGGAAACCUUCAGCAAAUUAGUAAGACAUUAAGGAGGAAAAAUAACCAGAGUUUUCCAUCCAAGACCUAUGUCAAUCCACAGAUUGUUGGCUUUUCCCCCAAAAGGGUCUUGUCGUCUUGUCUGUAAACCUUUUAUUAGGACCUACUUCAAUAUAAGUAAGUGGAGAUUUGCCAAGACCAACAUUUUGCUAGGGUGGUAGUCCUUUGGUUGGAUUUUUUUAUUCCGUGGCUAACAGUAAGUCACUGACCUAUGGUUCUAAUUCUGGUUUGCAAGAUGUGGAGAAUAAUCUUGACCUUACUAGAGGUCCUGGGAAAUGAGUGCAUGCAUCGUAAUGCUUCCGUCUUCUAGAAGUGUUAUGCCCAUGCUGAGUGGGUGCCCUGAAGCCCAGAAACCAUCUCCACACAAGACCAGUCUGGCAUAAAUCAGGUUCAAACCGCAGAGUGCAUCCAAUUUCACAUGUUUUUAACACAUUUAACAUCUUAUAAACAUUCUUGUUCUGGGUUGGGGGAGGGGAUGACAGUUCAGCAGAGCUGGAUAUAAUUCUAGAGCACAAGUUCUCAACCCUGGCUAUCCAGGUAGGUUUGGAGUGGGGCCUGCCUUCCAUGCUUUGUUUAGGGUGAUGAGCCUUUUAGCCUAGACCUUGCAGCAGACCCUAUUUGGAGCCUUAAAGAAUGGCCUAGCAAAUUAAGUUUCCUUUAAUUGCCAGUCACAUGGAACACCCUGAGCAUUGACCACUAACUGCCUGGGAAGCCAUCAAAGAGUUCCGUGCAGACAAUCUUGGCAGAACUCCAGAACUUACUCCCUAAAGUACAACUGACAGCAUCACAUUUGAGAACCUUAGUGCAUGAAAUGGAGAGAAGGGUGAUGUGAGGGGAUGUACUGGGCGGCAGGGGUGGGGGGGCAGGAUGAAAACCUGUCCUCUUUGCCCCCAUUUGUGGAAAGCAAAGGGGUUCAGUCUUAGCCGAGCAGCCAAGUGUCAAGUGGAAGGUGUUGGAGAAGCUGGCUUUUCAACUCAAUGUGCGGUUUAAUGGGGUCCCCUUUGCAGUGAAGUCAACUUUCUUUCUCGCCACACUUACCUUGCCCCUGUGUCUGCGUCCACAUGGGAGACCUCAGGGUAGAGGUUGGGCCCGCAGUAAGUGGAUGCUUGUGACCCCUUCUCGGUCACGAGGAAGCGGCGAUGGCAGAGGGGAGGCACAAAGUCCGGCUGUUUGUCCCUUUUAAUACUCUUUUCGGGCACUACAAGGAGACCUGAACUUCGUCUCCUCCAGAGGCAAUUUGGACUUUAAACAAGGCUGCGUUUCCUCCUAGGAAGCCGAUCUAGGAAGAGCACAUAGGUGAUUACACGGACUCUGCUCAUCCAGGGUACUCCCUGGGCUGCCCAAACAGCACUGAUGCCUUGCAGCCAAGAAUCACUCUGCGACAUCGAAUGUGUCAUCAGGCACACAGUAAGGAGCUUUCAGGCUGUGUUCUCUAGACCCGAAAACAUCCUCUGCGGUUUGGUUGACGUGAGAAGUGUCAUCUCAGAUGUCCAUGCACAUUUCAGUGGAGGGUAAUCUCCUUCCAAAAUACAGGGCUGUAUCAUGACAUCCCUCGAGCCCUGGUCCACUCUCCUUCCCCCUUUCUUUGCCCACAGGGGCAGUUAAUGUCGCCAUGCCAGAUAUUUAAUAUGAACAGAAUGAUUUCUAAAUGUAAAAACAACACUGAUGCCCUUAGGGGAGACUGGUGGGGGGCAGGGGGAUGGCAACAGAGGGGGAAAUCACCCUCUCGGGCACCUAGCCUGGUCCCCACUGUUAGUCCUAAAAGGUGCGUCACAAACCUGACUGUGCCAUCUGUUGUAAGAUGGGAUCUGGAAUGAGGGCUUCUGGAAGGUCAACUUGCUGAUUCAAAAAGUAUGUGACUUCCUAUUCCACUUUGGAAAAAUGGGGAACUUGACACAUUUCACGCCUGCCUCUUGAUGUUGAUUCUGCAGACAAGUUCGUGCAGGACUGAGGCUGGCACAUGCUAUAAAAGUGGUAUCGCUGACUUCCUAUCUCUUAUGUUGGUUUUUAAGUGAAACUCUGGCCCCACCAAUGUCCGGUGCUGUGCUCUGACACAGUCCGUCGAAGGAACCUAGUGGCCAAGAGUUACAGACAAGCUGUCUGAAUGUGCUUUCACUUUACACCUGAAGAGACCCUCCCCUUUCUAAAACCUAAUAAGGAGAAAAUACAGAGACAUACUGUAGGAAGCUCUGCCAGUCUCUCACUAGGAAAAGCAAGUAGGCUCUUCUCUUUGACAGUCUUUUCAAAACCAGAACCUAGAAAUCAACCCCUUUUCCCUGUUUCGAUUUUCAUAAGUGGAGCUUUUUUUUUUUCUAACUGACAAGCAUGUCUUGUCACCCAAUGCUAGCAGCAAUCGUGAAAAGCAAAACCAAAGCUUUUGAUGUUCGUUUUACUUCUGUAAGCAGUUUUCUGCCACACGAGCCUGGGAGAAGAUGAGAAGGAGGGACUGCCCGUUCUGCUGCAUUUUGAAAAGCCCCGAAAUGCACAUGAGAGCACUGGGAGGGCAGCCCCUCUUUCGGAUGGCCGCCUUUGAAAACAGGGUACACAGAAUUGCCAAAUGUCAGGGUCAGUGGAAAAUGGCUGGGCGUGUAUAUGUUGGAGGAACUCCGAUAGGAAGGGGCUUCUAAACAGCACCAAGAACUCCGCAUCUGCUGUCCACAGCACUGAAAAGUUGAGACCCCAGUGCUACUGGGGGACUGUCCGAUGGCUUGGACUUUUGGGAGUGGACUUUUGUUGGAAUGAUUCCAGCUGUGGGCUUCAGGGAAGCAGAGGAAUGACUUCCGGUCGUAUGGGUGUGAAGUCUGUGGAUUCGGAAUUCAUCACUGAAGUCACUCCUUCAAAAUGUGUGACUUGAGGAUCACCUCCUCCUGGUUGUCUUUUUAUUUUUCACAGAAAAAUACGUCUGGGUCUUCUUACUUAGGAGGUUUCACUAUGUCCCAUAAAAUGACCAAAUGGGAAGGUCACCAAGAUUCAUUUAAUAGCUGCAAAGAAGUUUUUUAAAAAUAGAAUAGGAUGGAUUUACCACGGGCUGAUAGGACCGUCCGGAGGGGGACUAUUUAUAGAGCGCUUACAUCAUGUAAUUGGGGAGAGUGGUAUCUGGUUUCCAUUCAUCAGUAGCAAAUCGGUGGUCUUAUAAAAUUAACAUUAUAGUAUGUUAUAUAAGUAAACAUGUUGUUCGAAAUAAAUGUUUUAACUGUGAAAAAGUGAAGACUUCGAGUUAUCAGCAGCCUUUAUGUGCAAUAAGGAAAACUGAGGUUAGGCCCCCAAAGUGCUAACUUUCCCUAGCAUUUUACUUCAUGUUUGCCUUUGUGUAUAUGUUUAGAUUGAUAUUGUAAAGCUAGCCACAUGUCUUCCUGCCUUUGACUGAUAUUUAACACAUUUUUCUCAAAGCUUUUUUUUUUUUUUUACAAAACUCAAAAUAAAAAGAUUAACUGGCUGAGCUCAUCUUGUUUUUGCAUUUUAUAAGUAUUGUCAGUUACUAGCAAAAUGCGGUGUGAUCCUUUUCUCAGUGUGUUUCUAAGACAAAUCAAGGCUAGCCAGCCCCUCUGCACCAAAUCUGGCCCACAACCUAUUUUUGUAAAUAAAGUUUUAUUGGAAUGCA
Molecule: messenger RNA, 8026 nt
Organism: Suricata suricatta (meerkat)
Lineage: Eukaryota; Metazoa; Chordata; Mammalia; Carnivora; Herpestidae
Gene: SLC9A7
Product: solute carrier family 9 member A7
Exons: 17
Coding region: 16-2196 (726 amino acids)
Biological process (GO): proton transmembrane transport; sodium ion transport; regulation of pH
Cellular component (GO): membrane; recycling endosome
Molecular function (GO): sodium:proton antiporter activity
Source: RefSeq, a predicted model, not a curated record